Messenger RNA from Triticum urartu, 2613 nucleotides. RefSeq lists its product as uncharacterized. The record is from RefSeq and is a predicted model, not a curated record. NCBI's taxonomy places the organism in Eukaryota, Viridiplantae, Streptophyta, Magnoliopsida, Poales, Poaceae.
UUGAGGCAGUAGUUGGCCUAUCCGUUGUGUAGCUAGAUCAAGAUGAGCUUCUUCGUCAACUCUACACUCUGCAACAGAACCAUCGACAUCUAUGUCCAAAACCUGACGUCCUUGUACACCCACGGGAGAAAUGACACAACCAUGGUGGCCACGUCCGUCUUCAUGUUCAUCCUCGCGGUGCUCUUCUUCAACCUCAAUCUCUUCAGCCGGCUAUAUGACAUCAGCUCCACCCUCAACCCCAGCAUCCGAUUCGUCCUCUCCUUGGCGCUCUCCCUCUUCGUCCCUGCCAUGUCCUACCUCUUCUCGGAGGCCAAGAACCAAGACGGACCCACGUCUGGUUCCGGCCAGUCGACGGAGGAGCUCCCGCUUCAAGCGCGGAUGAUCCUGAUGUGGAUGCUUCUCGUGGAGCUACUACGCAAGAAGGUGGAGGCAAUCCUACGCAUGCCGGAGUACUCGAGCAUCUUCGAGCGUGCCGCCCGCUCCAUCUGGCUGGGCAUGCUCGUGAACGUCAACGUCCAUGGCGCUGGGCGGAAGACGACGUACGGCAUUGUGUGGGCCCUCGGCGCCGCCAAGUUGGUGCAGAGGGUCGUCAUCUCCGAGAUCGGGAGGCGAUCAUUUGCCUACGGCAAGAAUGCGGAGCUUCUCACAUCCUACAUGGGCCAGCUGCUGCAAGGAAGAGAAAGAGAAACACAAGGUCCGAGUGGGUCGAAGCUCCUCGAGGAGUGCAAGUUUGUGGUGAUGGGAGAAGAGAACCUGGUGAAGGAAGAAGAGCAAAGAAAGUACCACCUCCAACUCAACGAGGCGACGGUCACAGCUGACGGCUAUUCCGCCGUCGUCACGGUCGGUGAAGUCUGGAAGCUGAAGGACCUCCAAGAAGAUGCCAAGAGGCUGUGUCUCUCCUUGGCGCUGUUCAAGCUACUCCGCCCAAGGUUGGAGGGGUGGCCCAUCUCGGACCUGGAAACCCGCGAGUGCAGGCGCCUCAUCUUUGAGGGCCUCUGCAUCUGCGGCGAGGUCGAGGGCGAGGUCGAGGUCGAGGGCGAGGUCGAGGUCGAGGCUGGGGAGGGCGAGGUCGAGGUCGAGGUCGAGGUCGAGGGCGAGGUCGAGGGUGAGGUCGAGGUCGAGGUCGAGGCUGGGGAAGCCAAGGCGGCUGCUCUGUUCCAACUGCUCGAGGACGAGAUGCAGUUCCUCUCCGAGUACUACCACUCUGUGCACCCCGUCGUGUUCGCCAGCCGCUUCUUCUUUCUCGCCAACUACAUCCUGUACCCGAUUACAGUCUGGGGCUUUUGUGCCCUAACCUUCGUCCUCUCCAACAACGGCGAUAUGGCUUACGCCCGCCGCAGCAUCACGGGCGACAACUACACCAUGUCGGUGGGUUUGCUGAGGGUGGCGGGGUGCCUCCUGAGCAGAAUUACCAAGCACGUCCCGGCGCUCUUCGCCACCAUCCAGGUGGCCAUCACCAUCCUGCUGGCGGUAUGCUUCAUCUACGAGGAGGUCUGGGAGUUCCUCGUCUUCGUCUUCUCCAAAUGGCUCACCGUGUCGCUCAUCUGCGACUACACCGUCAAGCUCCGCCGUCCACGCACCAGCCCCAUUUUGAGAGGCGUCAUUCAGCACAUCAUGUCGGUGCGUAGCAUUAACCGCAUGAUGAGCCACCCCAGCCUCCGCGUGAAGCACUUCUCGGUCAUGCGCAUGUGGUUCUUCCGGCUCCGGGUGCCCAACAAGGCUGUGCCCGAGGAAGCCAAGAAAUCCAUCAUGGAAUAUUUGCUGAGACACGUCCGCGAGAGCCGCCCGCUCAGCAACGGCUUGUCUGCACUGGCAGAGCAUCGGCCCGACCUCUCGUGGGCGUGCGACAGCGAGAGCGUCGCAGAGGUCAUCCUUACAUGGCACAUAGCCACCACACUCUUGGAGUCCAAGCACCCAAAGAAGAAGAAAAUACCAUUACCGGCUAACCGUGUGGUAGCGACUGCCUUGUCGGGGUACUGCGCGUACCUGGUGGCCCAGCAUCCUGAGCUCCUCCCAGACGACAAGCCCGGGACGGAGCGGGUGUACAAGGCCAUGAAGAAGGACCUUAAGGUCGCGCUAGGGGGGUGCUGGUGGUACCACUUUUCGCCCGAGCGCGCUCGGUGCAACAGGGUGCUGCUGGCCGCCGGUGACAUGGACCUAGACCAUGCCACCACGGCCAUGACGGUGGUCCAAAAGGGAGCGCUGCUAGGGAAAAGGCUCAACAACAAACGCAGGGAGGAAGAGACCAACGACCACGAGGCAACCAUGUGGAAGCUACUGGCCGACCUGUGGACAGAACUCAUGGUGUACGUGGCGCCGCCGAGUGGCGAGGCACACCUGAAGGCGCACAAGGAGGCGCUGGCCCGGGGCAGCGAGUUCGUGACCGUGCUCUGUGCGCUAACCAUGCACAGUGGCAUAACUAGGCCGGCCAUCAAGCCAUGGGAGAGCGUCCCAGUAGAGCAUGCUGACGAUCAUGCAGUGUAGUUCUCCAUAUCGGUCGCUCUCUGCAUAUGUGUGCUGAAUGGGAGCACCUAGAUAUACCUCAGUUGCCUCAUUUUCCAUUUUUGGUAUGCAUCGGUCACUUUUCGUUUAAUCCAUCAGAUUCAAAUCUAA